Molecule: messenger RNA, 5582 nt
Organism: Saccostrea cuccullata (small rock oyster)
Lineage: Eukaryota; Metazoa; Mollusca; Bivalvia; Ostreida; Ostreidae
Product: voltage-dependent calcium channel type A subunit alpha-1-like
Exons: 41
Coding region: 8-4840 (1610 amino acids)
Biological process (GO): chemical synaptic transmission; calcium ion import across plasma membrane
Cellular component (GO): voltage-gated calcium channel complex; membrane
Molecular function (GO): high voltage-gated calcium channel activity
Source: RefSeq, a predicted model, not a curated record
CGAGUACAUGGUACUACUCACCAUCAUUGCCAACUGUAUAGUGUUAGCAUUAGAGGAACAUCUUCCUAAUGAUGACAAAACACCACUAGCUGUUCAGCUUGAAGAAACAGAAAUCUACUUUGUAGUUAUCUUCUUAGUAGAAGCUUUACUAAAAAUAGUAGCUUUAGGAUUUGUGUUACAUAAAGGAGCAUAUCUAAGAAAUAUUUGGAAUAUAAUGGAUUUUGUAGUCGUAGUAACAGGGAUUAUCACGAUGGCUGCCUCUAGUCAACUAGAUUUACGAACAUUGAGAGCAGUCCGAGUGCUACGUCCCCUUAAAUUAGUCUCGGGGAUACCAAGUCUUCAAGUAGUGUUGAAAUCUAUUAUACGAGCAAUGACUCCACUUUUACAAGUGUGUUUGUUGGUGUUCUUUGCCAUUAUUAUAUUCGCUAUAGUAGGAUUAGAAUUCUACAGUGGUGCUUUCAAAUCUGCCUGCUUUAAACUAGGAACAGUAGGAAAUGAUGAAGAAAACAUAUACAUAGGAGAUGAAGCUAAUAUAAGACCGUGCUGGGAUAAAACCCAAAAUGCAGCAGGGUACUUUGAUGCGUUUAAGUGUCAGGAGAAUGUUUCUGAGUGUCGGGCUCGCUGGGUCGGGCCUAAUUACGGAAUUACAAGUUUUGACAAUAUAGCGUACGCCAUGCUUACUGUGUUCCAAUGUAUUACCAUGGAAGGGUGGACUGAAGUAUUAUAUUAUACCAAUGAUGCAAUAGGCCCCUAUAUCAACUGGCUUUACUUUUAUCCUCUGAUCAUUCUGGGAUCGUUUUUUAUGCUCAACUUAGUGUUAGGUGUACUUAGUGGAGAAUUUGCCAAAGAGAGAUUAAGAGUAGAAAAUAGGAGAUCUUACAUAAAACUUCGAAGACAGCAGCAAAUAGACAUGGAGUUAAGUGGCUAUCUAGAGUGGAUCUGCAAAGCAGAGGAAGUGAUACUAAAUGAAGAAAGAACUACAGAUGAAGAUAAAUUAAGAAUUAUGGAGGCACGGAAAAGAGCAGCCACAAAAAUGAAAAAAAUGGGAAAGGAACCCAGUGACGAAAACAAUGAAGAUAAUGACGAUGAUUUAUUAUCAGACAUAAAUAUAGGUUCAUAUUCAUUAGGUAGAUCAAAAAUACAAAGUAGAAAACGCACUGGAAGGUGUGCUGCAUUUUGGAAAGCUGAAAAACAUUUUAGGUAUUCUUUACGGCGUUUGGUGAAAAGCCAGCCAUUCUAUUGGACAGUCAUAGUUCUAGUGUUUUUAAAUACAGUAUGCACUGCAUCAGAGCAUUAUGGACAAGCCGAAUGGCACGAACAGUUUUUAUAUUACACAGAAUUCGUUUUCCUAGGAUUGUUUAUAUUUGAAAUGUUAAUAAAGAUGUAUGGAUUAGGUAUACGGACCUAUUUCCAGUCCUCAUUCAAUAUAUUCGAUUGUGGGGUUAUAAUAGUUAGUAUAAUAGAAGUGAUAUGGUCGUACUACAAGGAUGGAGCAUCUUUUGGUAUCAGUACACUCCGAGCCCUGCGAUUACUGAGGGUUUUCAAAGUCACCAGAUACUGGUCCUCGCUGCGUAACCUGGUGGUCUCCCUCCUGAGCAGUAUGAGGUCCAUCGUCAGUCUCUUGUUCCUCCUCUUCCUCUUUAUUCUUAUCUUCGCUCUGCUGGGGAUGCAGCUGUUUGGCGGAGAAAUGAAUUUUGAUGAUGGAAGACCAGAUGCCCACUUUGACACAUUCCCCAUAGCCUUACUGACUGUGUUCCAGAUUCUGACGGGAGCAGACUGGAAUGAAGUGAUGUAUGCUGGGAUCAGGGCCCACGGGAUCGAGGAGGGGGACAAGACAGGGAUGUUUUACUCCAUCUACUUCAUCAUCCUGGUGGUGUUUGGAAACUACACACUGCUGAAUGUGUUCUUGGCUAUCGCCGUGGACAACUUGACCAACGCACAGGAAAUGACGGCAGCAGAGGAGGAAGAGGAAGUGGGACGUAAAGAGCAUCUAGAGGAAGUCAGAAAAGAUGUCCAAAACCAAUUCACAGACCAAUCCCAGAGAAACAAACUAGAAAAAGAGGUUUUGGAGGAGGGUGCUGCAGUACAGGCGGUGACAGUGAAUAUCUGUCCUCCCUCCCCAGCCAAUAACGAAGAGAAUCCCAAAGUCAGCAACUUUAAUUAUAUCUCUUUUAGCAAAGACAGCAAUCAUCAGAAUGACCUGAAAAAUAACAAAAACACAGCUAAUGCCGUGGCCAAGAAAAGCAACAUCUCGCAGAACGAAUUUGAUAAUGAUGGCCUUGACACAGAAAACAAUAACAAACCAGCAGACAGCAACAACAGUGAAGAGGACCCCCCUCCCCAGCCCCCCAAAAAGGAGGAGGAGGAGGGUGCAUUUGGGGGCCCAAGGCCAAUGUUACCAUACAGCUCCAUGUUCAUAUUUGGACCCAAAAAUCCAAUACGACGUUUCUGUCAUUUUGUGGUGAACCUGCGCUACUUCGACCUGUUCAUUAUGAUUGUUAUCUGCGCCAGUAGUUUUGCGUUAGCGACUGAGGAACCAGUCAACGAGAAGGCCCUGAGGAACCAGAUUCUUAAUUACUUUGAUUACGUCUUCACAAUCGUGUUCACAAUAGAAAUGAUUCUGAAGGUGAUUGAUUUAGGAGUUUUCCUUCACCCUGGGUCCUACUGUAGAAAUCUGUGGAAUAUAUUGGAUGCCACUGUGGUGAUCUGUGCAUUAGUGGCUUUCUUCUUUCAGGAUACAGCCAGCAAGAACCUGAACACGAUCAAAUCUAUGAGGGUCCUUAGGGUGUUACGUCCACUGAAAACGAUCAACAGAGUUCCCAAACUAAAGGCUGUGUUUGACUGUGUGGUGAACUCUCUAAAGAAUGUCGCCAACAUCCUGAUUGUGUAUAUGUUGUUCCAACUCAUCUUUGCUGUGAUAGCUGUGCAGCUGUUUAAAGGGAAGUUUUUCUACUGCACAGAUGAAUCAAAAAGUACAGAGGAGGAAUGUAGGGGCCAGUUCUUUUAUUAUGAGGAGUUUGAAGACACACCCACCGUUCAGAAUCGGGAAUGGCUGCGACACGACUUUCACUAUGACAACCUGUUUGAAGCCAUGCUUACACUGUUUACUGUCACCACUGGUGAAGGCUGGCCCAACAUUCUCCAUAACUCCAUGGACUCUACCUAUGAGGACCAGGGCCCUAAGCCAGGGAACAGAAUGGAGAUGGCCAUUUUCUACGUCGUCUUCUUCAUUGUUUUUCCGUUCUUCUUUGUAAAUAUCUUUGUGGCCUUAAUCAUCAUCACUUUCCAAGACCAAGGAGAGGCCGAGCUGGAGGAUGCACAGCUUGAUAAAAAUCAAUUGUCAGCUAUAGACAAACAAUGUAUAGACUUCGCAAUAAAUGCACGUCCCACCAGUCGAUAUAUGCCGAAAAACAAGAAAACGAUCAAGUACAAGAUCUGGAAGCUGGUCGUGUCGACGAAGUUUGAGUAUUUUGUGAUGACUCUGAUCGCCUUGAACACGAUCGUACUUAUGAUGAAGUUCAGCAACAAAACUAGUGGUGAUACGGGCCAGGGCCGAGGCCAAGAUUUCCAAAAUAAUCAAGAUCAGCAUAAAUACGAACGAGUUUUGAUUUCGAUAAAUAUAAUAUUCACCAUCCUCUUCACUAUUGAGUGUGUAUUGAAGCUACUCGCGUUCGGAAUCAAGAAUUAUUUCCAUGACCCUUGGAAUGUCUUCGACUUCAUAACAGUUGUAGGCAGUAUCAUUGAUGUUUUAGUCAAUGAGUUUGGGACAUAUAACUCGAUGUUCAAUGUGGGUGUGUUCCGGUUGUUCAGGGCUGCCAGGCUGAUAAAACUCCUCCGACAGGGUUACACUAUACGACUCUUACUCUGGACCUUCCUACAGUCUUUCAAGGCACUGCCUUAUGUGUGCUUACUGAUUCUCAUGCUGUUCUUCAUAUUCGCCAUCAUAGGAAUGCAGGUGUUUGGAAAUAUCAAACUUGACUCACAAACAGAUAUCAACAGACACAAUAAUUUUAGAAACUUCUUAUAUGCACUCAUGCUUUUGUUCAGAUGUGCUACAGGUGAGAAUUGGCAGGCGAUAAUGAUGGCCUGUCUGUCGGGGCGACCUUGUGACCCCGAAUCUGGCCUUAACCCGCCCAAGACCUGCGGAAGUUCAGCCAUUGCCUACGUCUACUUUGUGUCCUUCAUGUUUCUCAGUUCAUUUCUCAUGUUGAAUUUAUUUGUUGCUGUCAUCAUGGAUAACUUUGACUACCUGACCCGGGACAGUUCUAUCCUGGGUCCACAUCAUCUGGACGAGUAUGUCCGAGAGUGGGCUGAAAUUGACCCGGGAGCCACAGGACGGAUCAAUUAUCAGGAUAUGUAUGAGAUGUUAAAGAACAUGGAGCCUCCUGUGGGUUUUGGCAAAAACUGUCCGACCAAAUUCGCGUACCGGAAGUUGAUCAGGAUGAAUAUGCCUGUUGCUAAUGACAACACUGUUCAUUUCACCACAACUUUGUUUGCUUUGAUUAGAGAAUCUCUUUCUAUCAAAAUGGGCCCAGUGGAAGAAAUGGACAAGCUGGAUGAUGAACUGAGAGAGCUAAUUCGUAAAAUGUGGCCAGUGCAGGCUCGCAAAAAGAAACUCCUUAACCUUCUGGUCCCACAUAAUUCAGAGUUGAAUGAUAAUCAUAUGACAGUUGGGAAAAUAUAUGUUGGUUUGAUUAUUGCUGAAAACUGGAGAGCGUAUAAAGCAAGUCAGUCCAAAAUGAACAAUCUUAAAAUGGUCGAAGAUAAAGAGGAGGUUAGUAACCAUGGAGACACUCAAAGUGCCGACCUUGACCCAAAAACUGCUACCACUUCUGUCUAAUACUUACACAUUAACUGUUGUCAAGUUUUGUAGACGCAUGCAAUGAAAAGACAGAUCCUUGCCCGAGUCCCACCAAGGCUCAAAAAGAAACACAGAAAUCUAAAAAUAAAUCAUAAUCCAAAUCCUUUCAAAAUUAUGAAAAAUUAAAUUCUGAUCAGCUUUAAAAUGCUGAUAAUUUUAUUUUGAGAUCUAAUUCAAUUUUCUAAAUUGUUUUGGCCUACUGUUUCAGUUGAGAUGGAUCUGUCUUUUGAGGUCAUCACAUGUUCCUCGCACAAACUGGUCUGUACAGUAAAGCUGUGAUGGGGGGAUUUAGACCAGGAAGGCCAUGUGAUGACCGGAGGGCGUGAAGGGGACACUUUUAUUUUGGUUCUUAUAUCAAUACUCACACCACCUUGUGUUCAGGGUUAAAGUUUAGUUCUUUAUUCAGCACUGCCUCAAACAAUUACGCACACAACAUAGUCUUUGUAUUUAUACACACACUAAUUUAUAUGUUAGAUGAGUUUACAAUAAGUUUAAAGUUUGUUUUUUCAUAGUUAAUUUUUCACCAUUUAUGCACUUAUUCUAUUUCACUAGAAGUGUAUAUAUUGUAGAGUUUGGGGUAUUUUAAUAAGUUUCUUUUAAGUGGUCAAAUUGCACUGAGUUUUGGACUGUAUAAUGAUUGUGUUUAAGUUUUAGAUUCACAGCACUGGUUAUCAUAGCACUAGUUAUCAAAGAUAUUAUCCUUUUUAGUUCAUUAAUAAAA